GGCUCCAGCGGCUGCGGGGGCGCAGCUUCCUCGGGCAAGGGCCUUCGCGUCGGCGGCCGCGGCCGCGGGGCCUCUCCUGCGCGUCCAGGGUCACCGUCCCCGAAGCCCGGCGGCGCGGCCCUCGGUCCCCUCCCCGCCCCCCAUCCGUCUCCUUCUCGCUCCCCUCAGCCGCCCUCCUCGCCGCCGCCUUUGCGGUUCCUCAGGCGGCCCGGCCCGGCCCGCCCGCCCCGCGUCCCCUCCGGCCGGUGCCUCUCCCCCCGGCGGGCUGCCUGCAUGUCUUUGCUGCCCUCAGCCCCGCCGCCACCGCCGCCGCCGCCUCCCCCGCCGCCGCAGCACCAGCAGCAGCCGCCCCGCCGCCGCCGCCGCCGUCGCCGCCCGGACCCCGGCGCGCUGAAUGCAGACUAAUAGGGAUGCCAAAGGAAAAAUAUGAUCCUCCAGAUCCUCGCAGAAUUUAUACCAUCAUGUCAGCAGAGGAGGUAGCCAAUGGGAAAAAAUCUCACUGGGCAGAAUUAGAAAUCUCGGGUAGAGUGCGGAGCUUAAGUACAUCACUUUGGUCAUUGACACACUUGACAGCGCUGCACCUAAAUGACAAUUACCUUAGUCGCAUUCCACCUGAUAUUGCCAAGCUUCAUAAUCUGGUUUACCUGGAUCUGUCAUCCAAUAAACUCAGAAGUUUACCAGCAGAACUAGGAAACAUGGUGUCUCUCAGGGAAUUGCUUUUAAAUAACAAUCUGUUACGGGUUUUGCCUUAUGAACUUGGUCGGCUCUUCCAGCUACAAACUCUAGGUUUGAAAGGCAAUCCUUUAUCACAGGAUAUUCUCAAUUUAUACCAGGACCCAGAUGGAACCCGAAAGCUACUGAACUUCAUGCUUGACAAUCUUGCAGUUCAUCCAGAGCAGCUUCCUCCGAGGCCAUGGAUUACAUUAAAAGAACGAGACCAAAUUCUGCCAUCAGCAUCAUUCACGGUUAUGUGUUACAAUGUGUUAUGUGAUAAAUAUGCCACCCGGCAGCUAUAUGGCUAUUGCCCAUCCUGGGCAUUAAACUGGGAAUACAGGAAAAAGGGAAUUAUGGAAGAAAUCGUUAACUGUGACGCAGAUAUCAUUAGUCUUCAGGAAGUGGAAACAGAGCAAUACUUCACUCUCUUUCUGCCAGCAUUGAAGGAGCGUGGAUAUGAUGGAUUUUUUUCCCCAAAGUCACGUGCCAAAAUCAUGUCUGAGCAGGAGAGAAAGCAUGUGGACGGUUGUGCAAUAUUCUUCAAAACAGAAAAAUUUACAUUGGUGCAGAAGCAUACGGUGGAAUUUAACCAAGUGGCAAUGGCUAAUUCAGAUGGAUCCGAAGCUAUGCUGAACAGAGUGAUGACAAAAGAUAAUAUCGGUGUCGCUGUGGUAUUAGAGGUCCAUAAAGAACUAUUUGGAGCAGGUAUGAAGCCUAUUCAUGCUGCAGACAAACAGCUGCUUAUAGUGGCAAAUGCCCACAUGCAUUGGGACCCAGAGUAUUCUGAUGUGAAACUCAUUCAGACCAUGAUGUUUGUCUCAGAGGUUAAAAACAUUCUGGAGAAAGCCUCAAGUAGGCCUGGCAGCCCAACCGCAGAUCCUAAUUCCAUCCCGCUGGUGCUAUGUGCAGAUCUUAACUCAUUGCCAGAUUCAGGUGUUGUGGAAUAUUUAAGCAAUGGAGGCGUAGCUGACAACCACAAAGACUUCAAGGAACUGAGGUACAAUGAGUGUCUUAUGAACUUCAGCUGCAAUGGGAAGAACGGAAGCUCAGAAGGGAGAAUCACACAUGGCUUCCAACUGAAGAGCGCCUAUGAAAAUAACUUGAUGCCUUACACCAAUUACACCUUUGAUUUCAAAGGCGUGAUUGACUACAUUUUCUAUUCCAAGACUCAUAUGAACGUGCUUGGUGUCCUGGGGCCUUUAGAUCCUCAAUGGCUGGUUGAGAACAACAUCACUGGGUGUCCACACCCUCACAUCCCUUCAGACCACUUCUCACUGUUAACACAACUUGAACUCCACCCUCCACUCCUGCCUCUUGUCAAUGGUGUUCACUUGCCUAACCGGAGGUAGUGGAGUACUACCCCGCCAAGACGGGGAUCUGUUGCUAUGGACCUGUACAGUUGUAAAUCAAAGUAUGUAGGAGUGAAGUAUGGCCAUCCUUAAGCUGCUUCUUCAGGUUCCUUUCAUUAUGUGUUUGCUAUAAGAUUUUGUACAAUUUUGUGCAUAUUGGUAUCAUUUGGCACUAGGGCUGGAACCAAAGUAUUACUGUUUCCAAAUUUUUGAUUUAACAUGUUUUUAAGUUGGACUGUCUUCAUAUUAUAUUAGGAGUCAGCAUUCAUAAUCGAUAAAUCACCAAUUCAAGGCCCAACAACAAAUGUAUUUGUUUUUCCAAAACAAAUACUUUGUUUUGAAUGUUUUCAAGUGAGCCAACCAUUUUUCAUGUUUAUUAAAGGCAGUUUUUAAAGACUAUAAAUGUGAGAUUUUAAACUGAAUGAUGAUAUGCCUUGCAGGAAACUUGCUUGAAUUUGUUUUCCAUAACAAACUGAUUUUUGGCUCCCCAGUCAUUUGCACAUUAACAAAGCACUUACAUUUGCUAGAUCUGUACAUAAACUAGCCAUAAUGAGGAAAAUUGAGAAAUUAAAGAUGAUUGCACAGUAUGCUUUAAAAACCAAGCAUUUAACAGCACACAAUUUGUUGGGCAAGCGCUGGUCAAUUUUUUUGUUUUGUUUUGAUUUUUGAGGAAUCAUUCUGUAUUUUGUUCCCCUAUUAGUUAUAACCUUACUAGAAAUAUUAAUUCUAAGCCUGUCUCUCCAGUUUAUUUAUAGGAAAACAACGGGUAAUUUCUACUGCCGCACACCUUGAAAACAGAAUUUGGCCUAUCUAGGAUGCCCCUAAAAUUAGUGUCCAGUCUUUUUUUUUUUUUAAAUUAUUUCCAUCCACCCUUUUCUGCCUGGUUGUGCUAGAAAAACAGAUAUUAUAUGAUCUGUUUCAUUUUUGCUGUUAAGGGCAUAUGUUAAAAGAAAUAACUACUGAAUGAAAAGGCCCUGAUCAGAGUUUUUAGAAGUGGAAAUCUAUACAGAUAUUUCUCAUGUUUUCCAAAGUAGGUCAAGUGGCUGUUGGUUUUUGCUUUUUGAGGUGACAAUGGAAAGGAUUUGGGGGAGAGAAAGAACAGGGAGUAGUUGAAAACCUUGAAUCAGUUUUCCUGACUCUAGUUGCCAAAUGGCCGUUAUAUGCUUUUAAUCUUUGUUUCUGUUGUCUGUCAGGGUUGAAUUAAGAAGCUACUGGUUUAUUCCCAACUAUUGAUAUGCUCUUUAGAUACGUUGGAAUUCUUUUUUCGCCCAGGAGGGGCCAGUUGAAAAUCUGUGAUUCAAGAGGCAGUGAACGCAAUACCGUUUUCUGGGGGAAAAAUUGGUUGGCUACUUGAUGUUAAUUAUGGCACAGUAACAGGAAAAGGUUGUGUCUGUGUUUUUAAGUUUUUCUUUAUUCUGCUUUUUUGCUGCUAUAAGAGUUUUCUGAAAUUUAUAUUUUAAACUUUUCAUGCACUUUACUGUUUCUAGUCUCAAAAUGUGAUAUUUUUAAUAAACAAGAAAUUUUCCAUUAUGUGAAUGAAAUUUUAAAAGAAAAUAGCCUAUAUUUGUGUCUCACUAAUAUAUAAAGUACAGGUCAAAUUUAAAUUAUUUAAUUAGUUUUAAAUAUAUACAAUUUGUCUCCUCUUUGAAAGCUGACAUCUUAGGCUGUUUUAUUAGUCUUAAAUGAUGCAUUUCCUUUGGUCAUUUUGUACUAAUUUCUUCCAUAGUAAAUUAAUCAGGCUACAUAAGAUAAUAUUUCCCCUGAAGGGUAAUUUUAGUGGGACAAGGGUGGUGGGAUGAUGUGAUAUCAGAUAUAGGAUUGCAUCAAAAGGGUUCUGUAAAGCCUAAACUCCCUUUUAAAAGUGCCUAGUGAUAGAGGCGUGGUUUGUCAUCUAUUAUAAUUGGAAUGUCAUUGUAGUUGAGUGAAGUUUGAUGUAAAUAAAAUAUUCUUUUAAAAAUGUCAAGAUACCAGAAUAAACAAACAAAAUAAACAACCCUUAAGAUGACAGAUUUUCCUCAGUGUGCAGGUAUCCCUUCUUAUAUACCUCAAGCAUUCAACAUCUAGCCAUGCAAAUUGAUUACCUGAAGCAUAGUACUGGAAAGUAGAAUAGCAUGAAAAACUUAAUUUUGUGGACAUUACCUUUUUUUGUAAUCAGCUACUGUAUGUUUUAUUUUUAUCUCUUGUUUUGGGUGGGUUUUCUGCUCUGGAGGUAUAUGCACUAACUAAUACAUUUUCCUCUUCUCAUAUGCGCAUGUUAAUUAGCAAUGUGAGCAAUAUUUCUUACCAUACUUCACUCCCAAUAUUUUUUGAGAUGUUUGUAUAAAAUGGAAUUUAAAGUUCACUUAUGAUUGUAUAUGAACCACAGAGGAGCCCAUUUAUUAAUAAAAAACUUUUUUAAUAGUUAAAUGUAGAGGGAAAAAUAAAAAAAAAUUGGGAAA
Bubalus bubalis (water buffalo) is the source of this 4501-nucleotide messenger RNA. It is a transcript of the gene CNOT6L, whose product is annotated as CCR4-NOT transcription complex subunit 6 like. Gene Ontology annotation, biological process: nuclear-transcribed mRNA poly(A) tail shortening. Bases 411 to 2063 code for a protein of 550 amino acids. Lineage: Eukaryota; Metazoa; Chordata; Mammalia; Artiodactyla; Bovidae. Gene Ontology annotation, molecular function: poly(A)-specific ribonuclease activity; protein binding. The record is from RefSeq and is a predicted model, not a curated record. The transcript has 12 exons. Gene Ontology annotation, cellular component: cytoplasm; nucleus; CCR4-NOT complex.